This is a messenger RNA of Chironomus riparius, 1770 nucleotides long. Lineage: Eukaryota; Metazoa; Arthropoda; Insecta; Diptera; Chironomidae. The record is from the annotation of a GenBank genome assembly.
UCGUAAAAUUUUCUUUCAAGAAUGAGCAAAACAGCAUGUAAGAAAUUGAGUAAAUGAGAGAAUUAUAGCACUCAAAUGCUAUAAAAGAGAUCAAUCCGCACAGCUUUAAAAGCUUUACUUCAUACAAAAAAUGUUAAAAUUAAAGUAUUUUUAUUGUUAUAUUGUGCUUUGAAGAGAACUCCAGAGAGCGGCUCGAAAUGUCUUGAAUUGGUAAAAAUUUUCAUGAUUUUCAUGAUUCACAGUCAGUACGUUUUAACAUUUUGUCGGUAACGGUUUGGAGAAAUUUGGCUAGCGGGACUUUAAAAUUGAUUUUUUUGUUCCUUGUGAAAGAAAUGAAAUUAUAAUAAAAAUAAUAAAGUUAAAAGUGAAAUUUAAUUAAAAACAAAUAAAAAAGACAAAAAAAAUAAUGAGAUUAAUAAUAAUAACAAUUGUGUUUUUAAUUUAUCAAGCAUCCCACGGAUUACCACAUGAGCCUAAAAAUUAUGAUGAUCAUGAAGACAGUGAUAUGUGGAUGGAAGCUGAUGAAUUGCCGCCACCUGAAUACAGUGUAGUCAGAUCUGAAUCGCGUGUCGUACGUCAAUAUUCAUCAUCACCAAGUCAAGACAGGGCAAAAGUCGAUACAUCAGUCUCGCGAGUUGAACAUUAUGAGCCGCAAGUUGUUAUCCAAUCAUCAUCAUCUGAUCCACAUAAUCCAACUGCUGCUGAGCAGACAUUCUUUCCAUUUCUUGCUAACAUACCUUCAAUUAGACCAUUCCAAAUUUCUUCAUCAUUAGCGGCAUCAAUUGCAAAUAGAUAUAAUCCACCUAGUCGUUUAGGCGUCUUUGAUCAAUCAAUCUUAGGUUCGGGUGAUUUUACAGUCAUGCGAGGUGGAACUUUCUAUCCUGAUGAUGAAGAUCCUAGUAAGAGAUAUCAAGCAAAAAGUGAUCAAUUUUACACACCCAAUUACGAUGGCAAACCAGUUGCAGAAGCAUUGACAGGCAAAAAAGAGCCUUACUAUCCAGAAGAUCCAUUUGAAAAUUUUAAAGAUUUUGCUGACAUGACAUCUGGAAGUGAUCCAGCCUUUUCACAUUAUGUUGUAAUAUAUGCUAAUAAAAAUUCUACAAAACCUCACCCCUCACAUCCAAGUCCGAAGAAUAUAUUCGAGCAACUACAAAUGAUUGAUAGAGAGAAAUUAAGAGAGAAGCAAGAAGUCGAGGAUAAAUCAGAUGAGAAGAUAAGUGAUAAGAAACUAAUGAAAUUAAGCAAAUACAAAAAUAAACUCUCAAAAACCAAAAUUGUGAAAAAGUACAAGAAGAAAUUGGGACCAAAAGUAGAUCAACAACCAUCACCUGAUUAUACAGAUCCACUUCUUGCUACAAGUUAGGAAACUUGAUGCAAACGAGAUAGAAUAUUGGAAAAAAUGGAAAUUUUUUUCCAAACAAAGUUCCUAGUCUCCAAUUAAGGAUGACGCUUAAAAAUUGCAAAAUUUUUUAUUUCACUCUUCUUAUAUGAAAGCAGUUACAUUCAUUGCCAUAACUCAAAAACUUGACAAAAAAAAAUCACAAAAAAAAACCUUUAAAUAUUUCAAAAGAUACUUCAUGACAAAAAUAAGUAGUAGCAAGUGGAAUUUACUGAGAAUUAAUAAGUGUGAUGAUACGAACAACAAAAAAAUAGACACUACAGCAUUUUCAACACAAAAUUUAUUAGAGAAUAUUAAGGAGUUAACAACGUACAUUAUAAAUCAAUCAAUUAAGCAUGAACAUCAGUGUAAAUAAAGUGUAAAAUAGCGAA